This is a messenger RNA of Acanthoscelides obtectus, 5671 nucleotides long. NCBI's taxonomy places the organism in Eukaryota, Metazoa, Arthropoda, Insecta, Coleoptera, Chrysomelidae. The record is from the annotation of a GenBank genome assembly.
AAAUCGACAAACGCCGAUUGGAUUGCCAACUUGUGCUCGUUCCUCGUUGUUCGUUGUGCUCUCCUUGUUCAGCAUUCUGUUACUCCUGUUACUGCCGUUUUUUGUUGAAAUUGUGAUUUUGUUACACAAAAAAUUAUUUUAAAUCGUUAUGUCUGAGGAAGGAGCACCCAAUUUACAAAAAUUAAGAGGCUUUAGAUAUCAGAAGAAACCACAACUUUCACGUAAUCUAGAUGAUAGUCAACUUGAUACUUCGCCGAAAGUUUCCUCUGAAUCUGGAGAUGGUAUGGUCAGAAAGAGGAUAAUUUCGCCUCAAGUUGAUUCUGACUCAGAACUUGAAACACAAGGCACACCACGUCCUGUCGUGAUUACAACUAACAGUACCUUGAAUAAUAAAUAUAAUAAUGCAAGGUGCUCUAAGAACCCUUCAAUUCUAGAAAAAGAGAAGCAAAUGAAAUUCCUUCUUGAAAUUUUCCCAAACCUUGAAGCUAUGAAAAUCCACGAUUGUUUGUCCAAGCACAGCUUUAAUACUGAUGCUGCAGCUGCAGAACUGUCUAAAACAUACAACAAGCCACCUCCGCAAAGUGGUUUCCAACAGUAUAAUCAGUGGAGACAAGACUAUGAACAACGUCAGGCAGAGACCAAGCAAUCUCAAAUAGCUAUGAAUGUACUGAAUGAACAAAAGCAGAGUUUUAAAAGACAAAGCAGCAAUGAUGAACCACAAGUAAAAAAAAGAAGAGUAAAAAGAAGGAGAGCUUCAUGUGACAGUGAUGACAGUACUGGUAGUGCAGGUUAUAAAGACAAACGAGUAUUUGACAGUGACGAAGAUUCUGAUGUAGAAAUAAGUGAUGAAUUGACAGGCGAUAAAAAGAGAGUAUUAGAGUUUUUCCAAUCAGCUACAGUUAAUGAAUUGCAGUUGAUGAACAGCUGUUCAAAGAAAAAGGGUGAAGCCAUUAUAGAAGCACGUCCUUUCACUGGAUGGGUUGACCUGGUACAAAAGCUCCAAACAAAUAAGAAUCUAAGCCCAGAUCUGUUGAAUGCAGCACAACAAGUGUUGCUGACUAGAAAUAAUAUAAAGCAUUUAAUGAAAAAAUGUACUGCAUUAGCUCAGCAACUAGAACGUGCUGUAGCUGCAGGUGCAGGAGUUAAAGAACAGCCUCCUAGCUUGUCUUCUUCGUUAAAAUUAACCAGUUAUCAAAUGGUAGGGCUCAACUGGUUGGUAGUAUUGUAUUCUCAGGGAGUGAAUGGAAUAUUGGCUGAUGAAAUGGGAUUAGGUAAAACAGUACAAAUAAUUUCAUUCCUAGCUCAUUUAAAGGAAAUUGGAGCUGCGACCCAUCCUCAUCUUGUGAUUGUGCCUUCGUCAACGUUAGAUAAUUGGAAAAAUGAGUUUGCAAGAUGGUGCCCUGAACUGAGAGUUUUCAUGUAUUAUGGAUCCACAGAAGAGCGAAGGCAGUUUCGCAUUGACUUAGUGAAAGGAAUGCUUGCAGAUUUUGACGUCAUUUUAACAACCUACACCAUGGUAGGGAGUAGCCCGGAAGAAAGAAAAAUGUUUAGAGUGACUCGAAUUCAUUAUGUAAUUUUUGAUGAAGCACACAUGCUAAAAAACAUGAAUACCCAACGUUACGAAAAUUUAAUCCGGAUAAAUGCUAAACAUAGAAUCCUCUUAACUGGAACGCCAUUGCAAAAUAAUUUGUUAGAACUCAUGUCACUUCUUAUAUUUGUCAUGCCUAAAAUAUUUGCCGAAAAAGCAGAUGACAUCAAGAGCCUUUUUCAGAAGAAUUCGAAAAAGCAGCAAGAUCAAGAUGACAGCAUUCCAGUUUUUGAGAGGGAGCAAAUUGAGCAGGCUAAGCGAAUAAUGAAACCUUUUGUUUUGCGGAGGCUGAAGUGUGAUGUACUUCAGGAUUUGCCUAGGAAGACAGAUCAUAUUAUCCACGUUCCUUUAGCUUCUGCACAAAAAGAACAUUAUGAACAGCUAGUGGCUUCAUAUAAAAACAUAAACGAGGAUGGGCAAAAUUCAUACAGUGGCAUGAGCAUAAUGUCUGAUCUGAGAAAACUCAGUAAUCACCCGUUGCUCAUGCGUUAUCAUUAUGACAUGGAUAAAAUGACAGAAAUAGCCAAACUAUUGGCUAUUGAUCCAGGUUACAAAGACACUGUGGAGCAAUAUAUCAUUGACGAUUUGACGUGGAUGUCAGAUUUUGAAAUUCACACACUGUGUAAAGAUUUUAAGCGUUUAAGUCAUUUCACUCUCCCAGACAGCCUUAUAUUAGACUCAGGAAAAUUUAUACAAUUUGAUAAGAUGUUACCAGAAUUAAAGGAAAAGGGGCACAGAGUGCUAAUUUUUAGCCAGUAUGUGAUUAUGUUGAAUAUUGUUGAAGUAUAUUUAACAAUCAGAGGUUAUAAGUUUAUGAGGUUAGAUGGCAGUACAGCUGUUAGUAUCAGGUAAGCGUUAAUUUUGUUACAAAGCGGUUACUCCAAAACAAUAAGUUUUACGGGAAUUUUUCAUAAAUUUGAAUCAUGUCUGAUAUUCAGCGUGUUGGAGGUAAGUUUGAUUGAACCUAGUAGUAGUAUUGGGGAGGCGAAGCUUGGUAAUGAGGCCACCUUUGACCCUUUUUGCCGACCGAGUAUAUACCAACCCCCAUGCUUAUAAACUCAUACUAGGUAGUUAAAAAUUUGAUAAACCAGCUCCAAUGAUGCAAUGUACCUAUUCGAUCUUGUACAGAUUCAACCUGCCAGCAUGUGUAGUGGUAGGAGAUGUAUGUCAUUUAGAUUGAUUGAACCUAACAGUGACUAUCUUUACUGCGUGUCUAGCCAAACACUUGUAAUACACACCAUGCAAAUAAGCACAGAAUGGCAUAAUUGUACGUAAACAACACGAAUUAUUGGUGCUCUGUGACUCGGGUAGUUAUGAUGUAAACAUGGUCAUUCGGCGACCUCAUUUUGUACAGCCCAAGCCAUGGUUUAUGUGCUUCCUAACUUACUCGACUGUGUAGCCUGUUGACUAUUUUUACGCCGUGAUGCAAUAGAUAAUAAUGUUUGUUCUAUGCGUCCACACGUGCCAAGAAAUGGCAGCCCAUUUACAGCGUGCGCCUUGAGAUGUAUAAUAUGCAAAAAUCUAAAGCUUACUACUACUACUCUUCGAGGUCUUAUAAAGCAAGGUCAGAAAUCAUGUUUUAACCGUUUUUAAACAUUUAAUAUACCCAGUUCAAAUUUAAACAAUUUUUCUUAAAUGGAUCACGUUUUUUUGUCCGGAUUUUGUGGAUCAUUCUGAACAAAAAAGGCCUUUUCUCUAAAGUUGUCUAUUUUCGAGUUAUAAGCGAUUUAAUGUCUGAAACUCCAUAAAAAUGGGUAUAUCCACUGCUUAAGAACUAUCUAAAUUUAUGUUUAAGUCUUGCUUUAUUAUACCCCGAAUAGUAUUUUGAGAUAAGUAUAUUUAAAUGUGAUUUGUAACAUUGUCUAUUAUGCCAAAAUUGACGAACUUUUACAAGUUUACCUCACAACGCAUGGGACAAGUGAGUUGGAUUUGCGACAUGUCAGCAAAGUGCUUUGUAAACACAGUAUACAUAUGACCAUUGAUUCGCACAGGGCCUCCUCGUCAGAACUGGAAACAUGAACACAUGCGACUUCGGGCGCGGGAAAGUGUUCCAAUUAAAGGAGUCUUGUUCUCUAAAUUAGGUCAGAGACACCCCUAUGUCAAAUAUUCUCUAGUCGCACUGUUGCGCAAACAUAACCGUUUAGUAAUAGUAGUAGUAGAAAGACUUAUUUAGCACGUUUGGCUACAUAAAUAGAAUAUAAUAAACAACUUAGAAUAAGUAAAUUCAAGCCAUAUGAUGCACAUGCUGGACAAGCUAUAAUUAUAGAUUUAACAAGUGAUUCCUCAAUUUUACUUUUGCCAUUGUAUUCUAUUUUAUCUCUGUAUUUAUUAUAUUCAAUGAACCUUUGAUGCAUUACAGAUUUGGAGCGUAAAUUAUGCUUUUUGAACAUUGAAAGGAAGUCAUCUUUAUUUCUGUUAUUAUGUAAAUGAUGGUAAUUUAGUUAGACAUGGUGGAGAUAUAUAAUUUUUUACUUUAUAAGAGAUAUUUGGUUACUUUAUAAGCGAUAUUUGGUAAACUUUUUCAUAUUGAGCCAUUUUCAUUUGCUAAACAUCAGUAUAAUUGGAGCAUAUUUAUCUUUAUUCAGUAUUAUUCUCAUACACUUGUAAAAUUUGCAGUCUAUCAGAAAUUGAACUAUUAGCUAGACGUAGAAUAGUCGUACAGUACACGGAAUUUGGAAGAAUGAUAGUAUUAGAAACUCUUGAUGUCCCACUUUACAACUAGUCUUGUUUAUAUUUUUCUCAUAAUGAAUAUCAAAAUUUAAUUGUGUCAACAAAAACCCCAACGUAUUUGAAAUUUUCUGUUUUAAAUAUCUUCACCAUCAUUAUUUAGUUGUGCAUUGUUUUUACCAAGUAAAAUAGCUUUCGUUUUAAUUGUAUUUAAUUUGAGUUUGUUAGAAGCUAACCAUUUUUGAAAAAAGUUUUAAGUCUUCAUUUAUGUAAUACCAGUCUGAAUAUUUUGGGUAUUUAUAUAAAUCUGAGUCAGCGGCGAAAAUUUGAAUUUUGCAUUUUUUAUUAUGGCAGGUAAAUCAUUUAUGUAUAAAAUAAAAAAGGAGUCUCAAGAUACUGCCCUGUGGAACACCUAACGUAUGUUUAUUUUUUUGAUGAAAGUGUUGUUAACAUUAGUAACUUGCAUUCUUUUUGACAAAUAAUUUUCAAACCAGUUUAUUGUACAAUAUGCAGUACAGUAGCACACAGUUCUGAUGUUAAUUUUGAUUGUAUCAGUAAUGUCUUGUCAAACUUCAGGGCCUAUUAGCUAAUUUUUUUAUGUUUGUUUUAUGUCGUUCUUGAAUGCAUAUCAUUAGUUAAGUUACUAUUAAAUUGCCCUGUAAUUGGAUUGGGCAAUUAUGUAUAAAUAAAUAAAUCACUUCCUGAUAUACCAUUUGAAUGAGUGCCAUCACAUCACUGUUGAUUAGGGUUUUUAAAACGGCGUUCAUGAAAAAGUGGUAUCAAUUGUCUAUUCUUUCGUUUGUUGAAUGAGCCCAAUUCUUAUUAAGAUGUAUUAUAGGCAAGACCUGAUCAACGAGUUCACCGAGGAUUCCAGCUACUUCAUCUUCUUGCUGUCAACUCGCGCCGGUGGUCUAGGCAUCAACCUAACAUCUGCUGACACAGUUAUCAUCCAUGACAUCGACUUCAAUCCGUACAAUGACAAGCAGGCGGAAGACAGAUGUCAUCGGAUGGGUCAAAGUCGACCUGUCACCGUGUACAGAUUCGUGUCGCAAGGCACCAUCGAGGAAGGCAUGCUCGAGAUGAACAAAGAGAAGCUUAAGUUGGAAAGGGAGAUUACCACGGACGAAACUGACAAUCCAGACACCAAAAGUGUGGUCAGACUACUGUCAUCAGCAUUGGGAAUUGAUUCCAGUAAAGCAAAUAUCCUCGUUUCGCCAAAGAAAAAACCUUGAAUACACUUGUGGAAUCUUAUGUGUUACUCACUUUUUAUACACUUUAUAUUAUUUAGUUGUCGCCGUGAAAUCCAGUAAUGUACAACAGACUACGCCUAAUUUAUUUUAAAUCCGUGCACUCGAAUCUGUCUUGACAGACAUGGUGUAAAACAAUGGAUAUCUUUAAUAAAAUUAUUUUUCCAAC